GCAAAACACACCAGCCUCCACGGGCCUACAGCGACCACACGCCGGACUCCGGACUCCUGAGACCAGACUGUGGAGGAACCAGUAAACAUUAAGCCACGGGAAAUUAACAGCAAAUUAGAAGAUUGUUUUUUCGCUUUCAGUUUGUUUAAAAAUACGGGCUUCAUCAAUUUGACACCAGAUGAUUUUACAGCUGAAAUAAGAAUUCCUUUAAGCAUUAUUCUGCUGUUGUGUCGGAAUGUUCUUCUCUACUGGCGCAGUCUAACUCAGCUGGAAUCGCAUAGGAUGCCAUACAAUCCCAUAGGGAGUGACUCUAGCAGCAAUUUCCAAGAAACGAAAAGGACGUAGUAUUUAUCCUGCGGAUCUUUUUUACUUUACACACACGUACACGAUGGAUGAAGGCACUGCCAGCGAGACCAUCCCAGAUCUGAAAGACAUAGAGGUGAAAAUUGGCCGGAAGACCCCAGAGGGUUUGCUCAGGUGGAUGCGGGAAGAUGCGUCCUCUCUCCGGGGAGACGCCAAGCUGACCACAGCGCACGACACCAGUAAGGAGACGGGGACGAAGAGUUUGGAUGAAAAGAUAAGGAAAUUGAAGCUGGAGAUGGCUCACUUGCGAUCGGUGGAUGUGAAGAUCUUGCAGCAGUUGCUGGCGGUCCAUGAAGGCAUUGAGGCAGUGAAAUGGCUCCUAGAGGAGCGCAGCACGCUGACGAGCCGCUGCAGCAGCCUUACCAGCAGCCAGUACAGUCUGGGUGAGGGCCCCGACACUUCCUGGAGAGGCUCUUGGAGCAGCCUGCAGGACCCCAAUGACAAGCUGGACAACAUCUCCAUCGGCAGCUAUCUGGACACCCUGGCAGACGACAUGGAUGAGUACUGCCCCUCUAGCUCAGAGUCUGUCAUCUGCCCCAUCACACCGCUUGUCUCAGAGGCUGCUGCUGGGGGCCGGAUAGGAGGAGGCCCUGGGGCUACAGUUACAGCAGCAGGGACAGGAGCUGGGGUAGAGUUGAGGUCUGGUAUUGGGCCUGAAAGUGGGAUUUGGGCUGGGGCAAAUGAAAAUGGAACUGGCAUUGGAAAUUGUACAGAGGUGAAAGGUAGACCAGGGACUGGGGUUACCAGUGCUAUCACUGGGACAGGGAUUGCUGGGCGUGAAACUGGGAAAUCAGCAGUUCCUGUUAGCUCUCCUCAAGCCAAGUCUGAGGGCUCCAAGCAAGCUGCUCCGGUCUGGACCAAGGUUGCUGAGAUUGGUAAAGGAAGCCCUGUUUCUAAGAACAAUACCCAGACACAAACAGUUAAGGCUAAUGGUGUCCUGGAGAAAGCAACCAUGCAAACAGGCAGCCCAGCCUGUCCCGGCCUCAACGAGAAACUGGGAACCAACCAGAGCCCCAAACUCAAACCUUACAAAAACGGAAAGAUUGACAUGGAUACUUGCAAAAUGAAUGGCAGAAUGCAUCUGGAGUACGACGCGCACUGGCGGUGGGUGCAGUCACAAGAAGAUGUGACGUUUUUGUAAGGAAUAUAAUAACAGACUCUCUAAAGCUAUCACUGUAGGAUAGAAGAAGAGUGAACCGCUGUUGUGAAAUGCACAUAGUGAGGCUUUCCUUGUUGAACGACACUAGGUUUGACAAAGAAUAACAUUUUUGUCUUGUUGUUCCCUUCUGUGACUGCACUAACUUUCUAUAAAAUAUUGAUGUCAGUAUUAAGGUGGAUGCACAUAACAGGAUUCUGACCAUAUUUAGCCAAACUUAGAAAAAAAUCAAUUCUAAAAUCCUGUGUCAUAGCUUUUCUCAGGGUCUUUCUUGGCAUUCCCUGACCUUUUCUCUUUUCUUUUCCUUUCUGAAGAACAGUGAGAUGAUCUGCCGGAGAGCUGAAACAUGAUUUUGAGAAUUACAUCAACCAAUGUAAAUUAGAAGAAAUUAGAAGGAUUCCCAUAAACUACAAUUUCUCUGCUUUUACUAAAUAAUUGAAACCCAAGAACACAAAAAAGAUUUCAGAUUUCCCCCAACCCACCCGAAGAAUAUCACUCUGAAGUCUCCUUAAAUACUUAAAUCCUCCUGUGGGGCCCUCCACAAUCAUCACCACUACUAAAACCACUGUCGUACUGCAUUUAAAAUAGUAGAAGACCAAAGUUUCCCCCCAUCGACCCAUUAUGUUGGAGUCACAAAUUCAAUUGAUUGUAUAAACAAACCCUUUGACUCAAUAUAGCAGACAAUAUAACUGAACACGUAAUGGUUAUAGACAGUAUUACUUGAUAAAAUAUUAACUAAAAAAGUGAAACAUAAGUAGUACAAAACAUUUUCUAAAAUCUGUGACUGUGUUUCUCCCCGAACUCGUAGCUACCAGAACAAAAAGUAGAAGAUAUGAAAAUAGAAGACAGUGCACUGAGGUUAGUAAAAGUUUCCCUCAUAACAUCUGUGUCUUUGUGAAGCUAAUGCCUUCAAUGCUUAACCAACCAUCUGCAAUAUUGUAUAUUCACUGAAUCACAAUACAGCUUCUCUGUGCAUCAGGUACUAGUUGUGAAUGGUGGUAGGCAAAUACUGAAUAUGGCUGAAUUUCCUUUUCUUUUUUAACAGUAAUGGUAACCGUUGCUAGUUUUCAUAAACAGCUGUUGUGCCUGACUGGUGUAAACCUUAACUACAUAUGCCUGUACUUUCCCCCCUGAGAUGACUGCACUGUUGUUAAGAUAAUCUGACUUUGUUGAAUGAUUUUAUUUGUAUUAUUUUUGCCUUCUCUCUGCUUGCAUGAACAAAUGGCUAAACCAACAGUCUGUGCGCUCUCGCCAUGUAAGUGUUGACUGGUAAAUGUGUUAUGUUAGCUGGGUGGAUAUUGCAUGCCCUGUGCUGAGAGCUUUACUGGUUAAAUCAAGAGAAAUGUGUGGAAGACCCAAAACAAUCAGAGAAGAAAAGCAAUAUUUCUUGAAGCCUUUCUACUGGCUUACAUAAGCAGCCUUUUCUCAGCAAAUGAAAUCUGAUUCUUGUGUCUGUUCUUCAGGACUUUCCAAAACUACUGACAGGGAGAGGAUGUGUGUGUUUGUGUUGUGAGAGAAACAGAUGCUGACUGCCUGUCUGAGCACAGUUGGCCUGUCAUGUUUCGGGUAAGAAUAGACGAGUCCCAAAAGUUUUCAGGUGU
This is a messenger RNA of Micropterus dolomieu (smallmouth bass), 3120 nucleotides long. RefSeq names its product leucine rich adaptor protein 1 (gene lurap1). Lineage: Eukaryota; Metazoa; Chordata; Actinopteri; Centrarchiformes; Centrarchidae. The record is from RefSeq and is a predicted model, not a curated record. Gene Ontology annotation, biological process: positive regulation of cytokine production; positive regulation of canonical NF-kappaB signal transduction. The transcript has 2 exons. The coding region runs from base 389 to 1504 and encodes 371 amino acids.